Cinara cedri is the source of this 285-nucleotide messenger RNA. The record is from the annotation of a GenBank genome assembly. Lineage: Eukaryota; Metazoa; Arthropoda; Insecta; Hemiptera; Aphididae.
AUGUUUAAUUAUGAAGGUAUGGAUUCUUUGGCUAAUGAGGAAGACAAUUUUAGAGUGAAGUACUUUUUAGUGUUAGUUAACCAAACUCUGGCAUCAGUGAAAAUAAUAUUUGAACAAAUAACUCAAUACAAUGAACAAUUUGGAUUCUUGUAUAGAAUUGGUCAGUUGAAAAAUAUGAGAGAAGAAGAGUUAUUUAAACAUUGUGAAGAUUUACAAAUUACGUUCACAGAUGUCCAAUCCACAGAUAUUGAUGUAGCUGAUUUAUGUACAGUACUCCCUCGUUAA